GUCUACAAAGCGGACACGGCGCGAGUCAUAUACGCACAGCACACUGCAUUGGUACAAUCUGUCAACAAAGCCAAGACUAUAAACAAUCGCGCUGUUUCCCGCAAGAUUAUGCGAGCAAAAAAUUUUCAUUUUGGAAUGGAAUCUUGAGUUGUCGAAAUACGUAACCAUGGAAAAGCCAGGUGGUUCGUGCCGUUGUUCUAAAAGUAAGAGCAAGUGUGUGGCCUGUAAACCUGGGCAGGUCCUUGAUCUCGACGCAGCCCUGCUAGAGCUAGAUGCCCUCAACGGGGCAACAAACAAGCAGGAAAACAACCAGAAAACUAGGAGACAAAAUGAAUCUAAAACUUGCUUUGAGCAAAGUCCACCUAUGUGGAUCAAUAGUCCUACCUCAAUUAGCAGUAAUAUUGUGACUGGAUUUCCACUACGAGUUGAUAUAGAGUACCCCAAAGAUCCACCUGAACAACCACCAAACUCACCAGUGUCACCCCAGUUACCAUAUGAGCAGUUCAGAAUGAAGGAAGAUCCUCUACCUCUGAGAUGUGAAUGGGACACCCGAGUGGGAGGUCGACGUAUUAGCAUGAAAGGCCGACAGCGCAUGCUUUCAGGCCCGGAUGGUGGAACCAGCCACAACGACCGAUAUGCUGAACGAAUGAGAGACAGGAACAGUUGGCGACCUUACCGUAUCCCUCGGCCCAAGUUGCUCAACAUGGGUCAUUGUUCCAGAAUACGGACCAUCAGUGCUUUAUUGCAUGAAGAAUCCGAUGUUAGGUUACCCCCUAUCAUAGACACUAGUCCGGUUGCGGCGACAAGCGAGCCGAGAAUGAGAGACAUGAGCGACGCUCUGCGGUGCAUGGCCAUUGGGGAGGGCUUUUCCAAGACUUUAGAUAAUUCUGAAUGUAACAUGAAUUUUCCACGAUCACGUUCGGCGGAGAACCUGGAACGCCGCGUGAUGGAUGUGGCAGCCACCACUCUAGAUGUCGUCUCAGAGAAAAUCGAAAAGCUUCAUGUCAAUUGAAGUGGUAGCCUAUCUUUUCGUCCAAAACGAGCCGCCCUUAAAAUCUCUGCAUCUUUAUUUAAUUAUUAUUUUUUAAACCUUCCUCUAUUCUCUUGUUUCGGCAUCUGCUGCUCAAAAUGAUUUUGCUAGGAAAUAAUCUCUCCUUUUUUUUUUUUUCAAAAACUGCCACACAAAAAAAAAAAAAUUAGGAAAAACAAACAAAUAUUGCCAUUUAAAAAUCUAACAACAUCGAUCUUUUUUUUCCCCUCUUCGAAAAGUUACCUGAAUCUUUUUCACGUAAAAGAAUAACGGGAGACGUAAUAAGUAUUUUUUUGCUGGCUUUAUUGUCAAACAUGAUUACGUGGCCAAUGUUUACCAGCGAACAUGUGCAUUCCAUCCAUCAUUUGUGUGUGUGUUUGGCUAAUGGAAGCUCACAUAAUCGGCGCCAUUUUCUCUUCUAAAAUUGCUUCACUCCGAAAGAAAAGAGACAAGCAAUUUUACGAUGGGGGAGGGGUAGCAAAAUGUGACGAAUAAUAAGCAAACGCCGUCUUUCAAUCGAUCCCCUAUCCUUGUAAAAAAAAAAAAAAAAAAGUAUUGUGGGAAUGACGUAAUACAGUUUCGACAUGUUUCCUCUUA
Molecule: messenger RNA, 1627 nt
Organism: Daphnia carinata
Lineage: Eukaryota; Metazoa; Arthropoda; Branchiopoda; Diplostraca; Daphniidae
Exons: 4
Coding region: 167-1012 (281 amino acids)
Source: RefSeq, a predicted model, not a curated record